Molecule: messenger RNA, 984 nt
Organism: Vittaforma corneae ATCC 50505
Lineage: Eukaryota; Fungi; Microsporidia; Nosematidae
Exons: 1
Coding region: 1-984 (327 amino acids)
Molecular function (GO): protein binding
Source: RefSeq, a predicted model, not a curated record
AUGAUAUCGAAGAGCUCGAUUGCCGGAAUUGCUGCCGUUUUGCUAGUGGCUGUGUUCUUUCUCUGCAAAUUUGCCUUUGGAAAUGCCGAUAACUUUAUCCUUGAGUCCCCCGAAGGUUAUGACGAUUUUUCCAAAAGAUUAGAACAAUAUGGAUUUUCAAAGUUAGUUGAAAGUUCCGUGGAGAGUCUACAAGACGAAGAGAUCAAAGCAGCAUAUUCACAGCACAAGGAGGCAGUAAAAAGCAUCAUUCUCAUAGACUUGUUUGUAGGUUUGAAACAAGAAUCUUCGGCUCGAACAUUUUACAAUACAAAGUUGCCAGAUUUAACGGUUGGCGCAGCGCCUGAACCCACCAAAGAAUCAAAAACUAAGCAUACUACCAGCUCACCGCCUGCUGCAGAGUCAGAAUUACAGGAAGCGCUCAAAAGCUUUAUUUGCCUGUGUAUGCAGCGUUUUGCGUUUGCAAAUGUAAGCAUAAUGUGGUCAAAUGAUUUAUUAUUUACCCAACCGAAAAUUGAAAUUGUGGGGUUUAAACUUGGAUUCGUUCCUUCUGAGGCCUUAGCUGCAUUUAAGGAAAUGGUUAGUCUAGACUUGAAACAAACACAUGUCACAAAAGGAUUUGAAUCUCUGAAAAUCCUAAAAAAUCUUCGAUACUUAACACUUUCCGAGAACGGCAUAACUGAAUUUCCGAACUUUACCGGAUUUCCAGCUCUAAAUGAGGUUUAUUUGAACAAUAACGCCAUUCAAAAGAUCGAUUUGAGCCAGUAUUUGAAAAGUGGAACAGACGAAUAUGAAAAGCUAGGUAUUACAAACCUACAUUUAAACAACAACAAAAUUAGUAAUAUCGACAAUGACUUCAUGAAAGUAUUUCCGGAACUAAAGGAGUUAUCACUCAGGAACAACAAGAUUGCAAAAAUGCCAGAGUGCUUUAAUGGUUUAGAAGACAAGGUCAAGGUUGAUAUUACCACGCUACCAUCGACGGGAUGA